Molecule: messenger RNA, 2188 nt
Organism: Nilaparvata lugens (brown planthopper)
Lineage: Eukaryota; Metazoa; Arthropoda; Insecta; Hemiptera; Delphacidae
Exons: 5
Coding region: 211-672 (153 amino acids)
Source: RefSeq, a predicted model, not a curated record
CAACUACAAUUAAGGAUACAUUUAUUUAAUUCAUUCAUAACUUCAUUAUGAUUGCGAUUUAACCUCAAAGUCGUAUUUUCUCAUCACCAAUUAUAUUUGGCGCGAACUCAAGUCCUCGAAUACGCAGCAGCAACAGUAGUGGUCCAGUGCAUCACUCAUUUUUGCUUCCACAUUUAUUUCGAAAUUUUAGAGCAGACUUUGAAGAAGAAAAUGCACGAUUUUUUUAAAUUCGUAAUUAACUUCAAAUAUUAUUUUAUUAUUGUGGCAGGUUUUACUGCACAUUUCUUCUCAAAUGAAGGAGUUCAUAUGAAGAAACGUGUAUUUGAAGCUGUCUUGUUUGCCUUUAGCUGCUCAUCGAUCAUACAUAUCAUUAUGGAUAUGAACAUUGUAUUAAGAAUUAUGAUUAUGAUGGUGUACUACGGUUACUAUGGUUAUCACUAUAUGAGUCAGCUGCUGGAUUUCAUCGUGAGGAAUUCGAUCCCAGAAUCUGUCUUGAAUAACACCUCAGCUUUGGUCGUGUACCUCCUUCGAAUCUUGAAAGCUGUAUGUUAUUGGUUUGCAUUGACCAGAUGUUUUUUUGUACUGACGGACGAGUAUAUUAAAGAAAACAUUAACCUCAAUCCUGAACCUGAAAUUCGUGAAGUACACUACCCUACAAUGCUUGGUGAUUAGAUGGGAUUCAUUCCAAACUAUCCAGAAUUGGAGAAGGGAGUGGGAGAGAUGAUGUAUUCGGUCCUACGCCUGCGUUCCGACUAUCCGAUCAUACUCCUAUCAAGUUUGAAAUUGCUAAAAAGUUCGUGUGUUUUGUAUUAUUAAGUUGAUUACUAUGAUUUAAAAUUUAUUUUGACUGUGAUAACGAUUGAAAUUGACUGUGAAUAAAAAUUUAGAGUAGGUCUAAUGAUGAUUCAGGGCUUUAUUCAUAAACGAUGCUGAGACUAAAUCUUCGAUUAGCACGAUUAGUAACAAAAACUAGAAUCUAAGAUGACUGACCUAGGACAACAAUCGUACUUUUGCAGUAGGCCUACGAUUCUAGCUAAUCUUAAUUUUAGUCUAAGAUAUGAUAUUUACGGCCCUGAAAUUGCUAUAAGCGUGUACUGUUUUGAGUUGUUGGAAUUUGAGCAUAUCCAAAAAUAUUGUGUCUAUUCCCUGAAAUAUUGAUCCCUUGAAGGCCGGUCUAGAUGCUAAGACCUAUCAACCGAUUUCUUAUAAAUAUAACAAAAACUUGAAUCGUGUGAUAUGGAAAUAGAUAGGGAAUGGAUUCUGAUUUACAAGUCUGGUAUUACAACACAAUAAUUUUCCUAAUCAACUAGAUAUUUUGCGUAGUUAAGGUUGAAAAUCGGACGUUCAGUUCAGCAUCUGUACCAACCUCUAAUUCCAUUCAAAGCAUAUAUAUAUGAACUUUUCCAAUUGAGUUUUUAUCCACUCAAAUAUUUAAACGUUCAGAUGUAAAGGUUUGGUCAAUUUUUAGUUUCGAAAUUGAAGCAUUUCCGGAAUUUCGAUCGAUCAUCAUUCCACGCUUUUGAUGAUUUAGUUCGUUUGUUCCUUAAUUCAGUUGAAUGUUUAAAUCCUUCAAAGCAUAAGUCAGCGUAAGGUACCGUAUCUUGAAUUCAUUUAACGUUACUUUUGUUCCUUAUUAGUAUAUAUUCCGAUUCACUCAUCAAUUAAUUUCAUUUUCUCAUUGCUAAAAAUGUUUAUUUUUUGUAUGUCCAAGAACUUUGUUCGCUCAGUUCAUUUAUUUCCUUUAUAUGUAGUUAAAUGUUUAAAUCGUAAGCGUAAGUCAGUUUCAUAGAUUUAUUUCGCGUUUGUUAUUAUUACGCUUUGUUCUUCAAUGUAGUUAAAUUUUCAAAUUGUUGAAAGCGUUUAUGUCAGACUAACAUUUAAGUAUCUUAGAUUUAUUUCACUUUACUUGGGUUUUGUAUAUGUAUGUUAUUUGUAAGUUUGGAAAUUAGUUCCCUUAGUUCAUUUGUUCCUUAAUGUAGUUAAAUGAUCAAAUCAUUCAAAGCUUCAGUCAAAGUUUUUUUAAUUUGUUUCACGUUACGUGUUUCUUAAUAAAAUAUAUGUUUCGAUUCACUCAUGAAUCCAUUCAUUUGUUUGAAACUUGAAAAAUGUAUAUUAUUUGUAAGACUGAGAACUCAGCCACAACUUUUCUGUUUGUUCCUUAAUGUUCAAAGUCAAAUGUUUAAAACGU